CUGCAUUUUAUCCCACCUCCUGGUAAUGCAAAUGCUUCCCCGCAACUUUAUACUUUAGCCAAGUACUGAAGCGCAGUGUGACUUCGCUUCUUUUGGAGCCAACGUGGCUUGACUCGUGCUCAGUUUACUAAUCUGUAGUUAGGUUAAAGGAGAUGAAGCUCCACUUAGUGCAAAAUAUCAUCACCCUGAACGAAAAAGAAGCCAUUGGGAGGCAACUGCUGAUAUGUCUGAAGAUUUCUCAGAAGGAGAAACAGAUGACUAUGCAAGUGACAUUUCUACUGAUGAAAGCAGAGAUGGAAAAGUACCAGGAACUGGUGAUGCUAUUGUGACGAUUAAUACCUGGGAUGGUAAUCACCAGAAAGAAAACACAUUGUACGUUGUGUUAGUAAGCCUCCAUGGUCUCAUUAGGGGUGAGAAUAUGGAGCUUGGUUGUGAUUCUGAUACUGGUGGUCAGGUUAAAUAUGUCGUCGAACUUGCAAGGGCUCUAGCUACAAUGCCCGGAGUUUGUCGGGUCGAUUUGCUUACGAGACAAGUAUUAGCUCCAAAUGUAGACUGGAGUUAUGGUGAACCCGCAGAGAUGCUUCCUCCUAGAGGCUCUGAAGAAUUCAUGCAUGACAAGGGAGACAGUAGUGGUGCAUAUAUUGUUCGUAUACCGUUUGCGCCAAGAGAUAAGUAUAUCCCCAAGGAGCUUUUGUGGCCGCAUAUUCCCGAAUUCGUUGAUGGUGCACUGAAGCAUAUUGUACAGAUGUCCAAAAUUUUAGGGGAACAUAUUGGUAGAGGGGAACCAGUUUGGCCAAUCGCCAUCCAUGGACACUAUGCUGAUGCUGGCGACUCUGCUGCUCUUCUCUCUGGUGCGUUAAACGUUCCUAUGAUUUUCACAGGCCACUCUCUUGGCCGGGAUAAGCUGGAACAGGCCAUGAAAAAAGGAUGUCUAUCAAGAAAAGAAUUAAAUGCAACAUACAAAAUAAUGCGUAGGAUAGAGGCCGAAGAGCUCUCACUUGAUGCUUCAGAAAUAGUUAUAACUAGCACCAUGCAAGAGGUGGAAAAGCAAUGGAGUUUGUAUGAUGGUUUUGAUGUUCAACUUGAGCAUAAACUACGAAAUGUUACCUGUGAUGGCAAGUACAUGCCCCGAAUGUUCGUAAUUCCUCCUGGCAUGGAAUUCAAUCACAUGGCUUUGCCUGAAGGUGUUAUUAAUGGUGAACCCAGACUAAAUGAAGCUUCUUCUGACCCGCCUAUUUGGUCCGAGAUAAAGCGCUUUUUGACCAAUCCUCACAAGCCUAUGAUCCUUGCACUAGCUAGACCGGACCCCAAAAAGAACAUCACAACCUUGGUCAAAGCAUUUGGAGAGUGUCGUCAGCUAAGAGAGCUGGCCAACCUUACAUUAAUAAUGGGUAACCGGGAAGGAAUUGAUGAAAUGCCAGGCUAUAAUGCGUCUGUUCUUGUCUCAGUACUUAAACUAAUUGACAAUUAUGAUUUGUACGGUCAUAUAGCAUAUCCCAAACACCACAAGCAGCCUGAUGUUCCUGACAUUUAUCGUCUUGCAGCAAAGACUAAGGGUGUCUUCAUAAAUCCAGCUUACAUUGAACCAUUUGGACUGACUCUUAUAGAGGCAGCAGCUCAUGGUUUGCCAAUUGUUGCUACAAUCAAUGGAGGUCCAGUUGAUAUACACCGGGUUCUUGACAAUGGCAUCCUUGUUAAUCCGCAUAAUCAACAUGCCAUUGCUGAUGCUCUACUAGAGCUGAUUACUAACAAGCAGCGCUGGGAGAAAUGUCGGCAGAAUGGAUUGGAUAGGAUUCACCAUUUUUCAUGGCCAGAACAUUGCAAGACCUACCUUUCUCACAUAGCCAAUUAUAGGCCAAGGCAUCCACAAUGGCAAAGAAAUAAUGAGUUUGAUGACUCGAGAGAGAUACACAAGAAAAUGGAUGAGGUUGUUGGAUAUCUUGAUAAUGCUGUAGAAUCUAUUGAACAUCCUACUAAUAAUAGCAAGAGUAGGAAUUUCGGAGACACUACUGGUAAAUUCCCUGCACUGAGGCUGAGAAAGCAUAUUUUUGUAAUUGCUGUCGACUAUGAUGAUAAUGCAGAUAUUGUACGAAUGAUUAAGAAUGUUUUUGAGGCAACAGUCGAGGAGAAAGCCUCAGGUGCAGUAGGGUUCAUUCUAUCAACAGCCUUGACCAUAUCGGAGAUAAACUCUUGCCUAGUCUACGGGGGACUAAGUGCAACAGAUUUUGAUGCUUAUAUCUGCAACAGUGGAGGGGAUCUCUACUAUCCAUCUUCAGAAAAUGAUAAUCACUUUGGGCUUCCUUUUGUACUCGACUCAGAUUACCAUUCACAAAUCAAAUACCGUUGGGGUGGAGAGUGCUUAAGAAAGGCUUUAGUUCACUGGGCUGCUAAUAUUGCUGGUAAAGAGGGGGGAAAUGGGAAAUCAUUCGUUAUAAAUGAAGAUACUCAGAGAUCAACCACCUACUGUCAUUCAUUCAAAGUGGAAAACCCAUCGUUGAUUCCACCUUUCUCAGAGAUUCGUAAGUUGAUGAGAAUCAAAGCCCUCCGGGGCCAUGUCAUCUACUGUCACAAUGGGACUAAGCUCCAUGUAAUUCCUGUACUGGCGUCGCGAGCGCAAGCCCUCAGGUAUCUAUACAUCAGAUGGGGAACAGAACUGACGAAUAUGGUUGUUAUUGUUGGAGAAUGUGGAGACACAGAUUACGAAGGAUUGCUUGGAGGAGUACACAAGACAGUAGUGUUAAACGGGGUUUGCAGAAAAGCACGAACUGUGCUUCACUCUAAUAGGAAUUACCCACUCGAAGAUGUUAUCGCGUAUGAUAACCCCAACAUCGUUCAUACUGGCGAGGGUUGCAGCAGCACUGACAUAAAGACUGCACUUGGAAAACUAGGUGUUAUAACGACCUUGGCGAUUCGACCCGGUUUGCAACUUCAUUGAGUAAAUAAAUAGCAAAACUGUUUGGCAAGGAAGCAAAUAUUAAUUUCGGGUUACAAAUGCAGUUCCAUUCCAUUUGCACUGCCAAAGUAGUUCACCAGAAAAACAAAACAAAAACUGUAUUUGCUUCACUUUUGUGGUUAAUAUUUUGCGAUCUGAUUUGAUUUUCUUGCGGUGACCCACAUUAUAUCUAAAUCCAACUCUUAUGAUUUC
This is a messenger RNA of Papaver somniferum (opium poppy), 3145 nucleotides long. Its product is annotated as probable sucrose-phosphate synthase 1. Lineage: Eukaryota; Viridiplantae; Streptophyta; Magnoliopsida; Ranunculales; Papaveraceae. Gene Ontology annotation, molecular function: sucrose synthase activity. The record is from RefSeq and is a predicted model, not a curated record. The transcript is spliced from 12 exons. The coding region runs from base 224 to 2935 and encodes 903 amino acids. Gene Ontology annotation, biological process: sucrose metabolic process.